UUAAAGAGAGCAGAUGACAUUUCCGCUUCUCCGUGAGGGAAUGGACUCUCUCUUGGCUUUGAUUGGCAUUGUCUCUCGGGUCAGUUUGUCAGUCCAAUCAUAAAGACCAUUUUUGUAAGAUAUUACACAUGAGGUUUUAUCACUAGCGACUUAUACGGGGCCUAUAGUGGGAAUACCUAUAGCCUCUGAGAUACAGGACACAAGAAUAAACAGCCCAAGCCCAGUCUAAAUAGCGUAAACUAAACCACUAAUUUUCGUCUCUUAUGCCUGAAUCCAUCAGCUUGGAACCGAAUCAAAUGAAACAUAUUACGUAGAAGCCAUAACUAGUAGGCCCUAAAAAAAGAAGUGGUCGCUAAUUCCCGGUUCAGCCCUGUAUCCCCGCGGAGAUACUCCAACCAAAAACAUCGUCAGACCACUGACACGGCCAUCAGCGCUGUAUUGGGGACUGCGAAAUAUUGACUCCAUCGCAUGAUGAUUAUGGCGCUGAGAAUCAUGAAAAUAGCAGAAUCAUGUUUCUCCGCGCCUCUAGUGCUUCUCCGGGGGAUGAUAUAAAGUCGGCAUCACAGACACGAUGAGUUCACCACAGGCACAAUAGACAAACAGCACAUACAGCAUAGACACAAACACAGUGGUAUAGAAACAAACACACAAAAUGGCUCUCACAGCAGCACAAGUAGCAAUCGUCAAGAGCACAGCUCCCAUCCUCAAGGAGCAUGGCAAGACCAUCACCACCACUUUCUACCGCAACAUGCUCGGCGCCCAUCCUGAGCUCAAGAAUUACUUCUCUCUCCGCAACCAACAAACAGGCGCCCAACAAGCUGCUCUCGCAAACUCCGUCCUCGCCUACGCCACAUACAUUGACGAUCUCGGCAAGCUGUCCCACGCCGUUGAGCGCAUCGCCCAGAAGCACGUCUCCCUGUUUAUCAAGGCCGAGCACUACCCCAUCGUCGGCACGCAUCUCAUCGGCGCCAUUGGCGAAGUCCUCGGUUCAGCUCUGACCACUGAAAUCAAGGACGCUUGGGUCGCUGCGUACGGCCAGCUCGCAGAUAUCUUUAUCCAGCGCGAGGGUCAGCUGUACGAUGCCGCAGGUGAAUGGAACUCGUGGCGCAAGUUCAAGAUUGCCAAGAAGGAGGCUGAGAACGACUCCGUUACCAGCUUCUACCUCGAACCUCUUGACGACAAGCCUCUUCCCAAGUUCCUCCCCGGACAAUACGUCAGCCUGCAGAUUCCCAUCCCCGAGCUUGACGGUCUUCUCCAAAGCCGUCAGUUCAGUCUGAGCGAGGCCCCAGGAUCCAACCACUACCGCAUCAGCGUCAAGCUCCAGGGUCCAGAGGAAGAGCCUUCCCUUGAAGAUCUCUCUGCUGGCAAGAUCCCCGGUCUCGUUUGCACUAGGCUGCACAAGCGAUACAACGUCGGUGACGAGGUCGAGCUAAGCCCUCCCGCUGGAGAAUUCUUCCUCAACCCCGCCGACACCUCGGCCGCCAAGAAGCCUCUUGUUCUCCUCUCGGCAGGUGUUGGUGCCACUCCUCUCGUUUCGAUCCUCGAUUCCGUUCUCGAAUCAGAGACUGCCUCGCGACCCAUCACAUGGAUCCACGGUGCUCGUUAUUCCGGCUCAACAUGCUUCGUGCCUCAUGUCUUGGACUCGGCCAAGAAGCACGACAACAUCACCGCCAAGAUCUUCCUCGAGGAUGUCAAAGAAGGCGACCAGUACGACUUCAAGGGCGAGAUCGACCUUGACCAGCUGCAAAAGGAUAAGCUCCUUCAGCUUGACAGCUCUGAUGCUGAGUAUUUCAUCUGCGGUCCCGAGGACUGGAUGGUCAAGGUCAGGGCGUUCCUCGAGGAGAAUGGAGUACCCCGUGAGCGCCAGCACCUCGAGCUCUUCAAGACCGGCGACGUCUAAAAGACAGCGAAAGCGUUAUAGAUUGUGUAUUUCUACCGAAUUGCGAAUUAGUUUUGUCUGGCAUACAGAAGGCGUUGAGGACUUGAUGUACGGAUUGCUUCAUGGGAGGAUGUAUUAUUCGAGCUGCUUGAAUUGACAAAAGACUGCAUAUACUAGAUACCAGCCACUCCAACAAAAUAAAGAAUUAUUUCCUUCA
Messenger RNA from Fusarium graminearum PH-1, 2096 nucleotides. RefSeq lists its product as uncharacterized. Gene Ontology annotation, molecular function: heme binding; FAD binding; nitric oxide dioxygenase [NAD(P)H] activity. Bases 653 to 1900 code for a protein of 415 amino acids. The transcript has a single exon. Lineage: Eukaryota; Fungi; Ascomycota; Sordariomycetes; Hypocreales; Nectriaceae. Gene Ontology annotation, biological process: nitric oxide catabolic process; cellular response to nitrosative stress. Gene Ontology annotation, cellular component: intracellular anatomical structure. The record is from RefSeq and is a predicted model, not a curated record.